AUGAGCAAACUAGAAAAGAUUUGUGCGUGAGCGUGCUUUUGUUGGAGCAAACCGAGUUAACUGGCGAACCGUAGUAGGUCUAAAAAUCCUUUUAUCUAUAAUUGGUCGUGCCAUAGCUUUUUAAGUGGUAAAACGUGUUUCUUCUACAAAUGUUGGCGUCAUCUAACGCUUUUAUUUUAGCUAGCUAGCUUGCUAGCAUGAACUAGACGGCCGCUAAAUUCGUAACCGAAAGUAAUUCCUUGCUGCCAAGUAGCACCAAUGAAAGAAAAUACUAUAUUACAUGAUCAACAAUUAAACGUAGUUUGUGAUAAAAUUGAGGGUUUCGCCUUCAUUGGCCAACGACAACGACGGUUUAAUCCGACCUGCCCGAUCAAAUCAUCCAAUUUUAAAUCGAUCAGAAUCUCCACCCCGUUACCUGACAAACAUAAAAGAAAUGGGGGCGUGGCAACGAUCAAAGAGCGAAAUGCUGUGGUAUUUUUAUUUUUUUUCUUUCGGGCCGCAAUUCAGUUAAACAAACGUUUAGUCAUUGCCAGAACGGUGGAGCGUCAACAUGGAUUUUAUUGAGGGUAGCAUUGGCAUCUACAAACCUCUGAUGGAGUUUUUCCACACGCGUGCGUAUCAGCAAUCGGUGCAGACCUGCUGGAAUACCGUCUCAUAUAAUUUUCAGAUUGGACUGUUGAUCGAAUUUUUAAAACUUCAGCAGAAGAAUCUGAUCCCAACUGAAUUUACUGUUGAAGCAAUGGCGGAUUUGCUGGUGGAGGAGUCAAAGAAUUCACUUAGAAUAAAGCUUUGGGAGUUUGAAGUCGAGGACUGCUUUAAGGCUGAGUCCAAACUGGUUUUUGAGGUGAACACAAGCAUGAAAAUGAGAGACAUUGAGUUUGAAGCCAGAAGGCUCCUCGUAUCUCCUGAAAUGAUCCCUCUCCAACUUAAGCAUACUCGGAUCUUUCGCAAAGCAGAGCAGUUGGUUGACAUCCUGAAGAAGCAAGAGGACACCUCUGAUAAUUUACUCAGCCUGCGUGACAUGGUGAUAAAAGUUCUUCCAAAAGUCCUGCAGAUCUUUUGGUUGCCCGCACCAGGCCCAGCCUUUACCAUGCCAUCCCGAUAUCUUAGCAAAAUGGCUGUCGGAGUGACGCAGGCUGUUGUGGACCGCGUCUCCCAGACAAUGUCCUCCAUCUACAUCCAAUUCUCCAACUGCGUUAGAGACAAUUUGGUCCUGUCUAUCCAGGAAAAAGUGAGACAGGCUUUCACACCGGAUGACCUGGUGGAGAACAUUCACAGCUUUCAACCAGAGUUCUUAACGACCAUAAGGGAUGUCACAGUUGAAGAAAUCGGUGCACUCUCUUCUCUCUUUUUACCCCUGCCACCUUCACCAUCCCCUGACGUGUCCUCAGCCUCAGAAACAGCUUCAACAGAUGACGACAACUCGGUCGAAAAACCAGUCAACGAAGAAGACGACAACGUCAUUGAAGAAACUGUGGAUUUAUCAAUAGCUCAAGUGGUUCCUUCAAGCAAUCAUGUGAAUACAAUGAAGCCGAGCAUCUUCAGUGACAUCUCAAACUGGAUGCAAAUUCCGUUUUUAAAAAAGUGUAGACUAAGAUCAUGAGCAACUGACAAUGAAAUAUAGUUUGAGCUUUGCCUUUAGGACACAAUUGUGACCAUUGUGUGACAUUGCCUUGUGAAAAUAAUUUGAUGUGUCUUGGCUGCAGCACACAGAUAAAGAGGUGUUGGCAGUGAUCUUAGGUGUUAAAUGUGACACUUUUUUAGACAGGAGGAGUCCUGCCUCUUAUAUUGCAUUACCAAACAAUUCCUAGCAUAACUUUGAGCCCCUAUUUCGUGUCCUGCACUUUACACUAAAGGACAGUAUGCUUGGGGAAAAGUAAAAAUGUCAUUUACGGUAGCUAGUUGUAUAAAAGAAGUUUUAACUAGUAUUGGAAGCGGUAGGUGAUUUAAGGUUCCUUCCAUCCAGAUUGCAACGGAAAAUCACAUAUUUUAUUUGCCUUACCUGAUUCUUACCUAUUCAAAUGUAUUGUACAUAAGUGUAAUUAUUGUAUGUUUUUGCCACUUCAACAAAAUGAAUAUUAAUUGGUUUUGUUUUUACUUAUUCACAUCCACAUGUUCAGUAAAAUUGUU
Messenger RNA from Corythoichthys intestinalis (scribbled pipefish), 2130 nucleotides. RefSeq lists its product as uncharacterized. Lineage: Eukaryota; Metazoa; Chordata; Actinopteri; Syngnathiformes; Syngnathidae. The coding region runs from base 551 to 1603 and encodes 350 amino acids. The transcript is spliced from 6 exons. The record is from RefSeq and is a predicted model, not a curated record.